CACCAUUCCAUUGGUAACUCCAGCUCCAUGCCGAGUCUUCAAAACCAAGUGUGUAGAGGCGAGUACAAAAGCUUAUUUAGUGAGGCAUAUAUUAUAACUAUUUUUUUGUUUUAAAGUAUUUAAAUAAAAUUUAGAUUAGUCACUUACAAGUAAAAUAAAGAUGAUAGUAGGCAGUGCCACAUGCAUACUCCACCUGCCUUUCGCCACUGCCUGCAUGCAUGCCAUAAUCAAAAUAUUCAUGCAUAUUUCCAGAGUAUCAAAAUUCAUGUUUUUAGUUGAAGUUCUUAAACGCAACAUUAUUUGAAAAAUUCUCAAAGAAGAAUGCGCAGUUAGUAGAUAAAUAUAGAUGGACACCUUUUUUUUAUUAUUCCCAGUCACAACAGAUAAGUCAUAAGUGUUGUCACAUUCAACAAGUUGCCCCUUACCUAUUAUAACGAGCCAUAUGACUAAUGUUUUGGAGAACAGUUCCGGAUUUUGUAUUAUAACCGGCAAACACAAAAAUGAAAUAAACACACACAUUUAAGUAUUUUCUUCUUACCCUCACCAGUCACCACACUGGUCCUUCCUUUCAAGCACUUAGGUACUUUCCAUUUAUGUUUUUAAAAAGAGUGAACGUCAUCUAAAUGACCUUUGAUUGAGUGUGCCACAUAAUAUACCAGUGUGUCAGUGGCUACAGAGACUUAGCAUUAGAUAUUUCAAGACAAAAAUAAUCAUUUGCUUAGGAGUAAACGGAGUGAAUAUGAUCUUAGAAAAUGUGUAUUAAAUCAGAGUUAUGGAAAUGACCUUCUUUUUGUGUGUGUGUGUGUGUGUGUGUGUGUCAGCAACCUGCAUUCUGCCUCUUUUUCUGAUCAAAUUAAUAAAUAUGGAUUGCACGAUGAGUCCUUUUGACAAAAUCUUAUAUAAAUUCUGUCAAUAUCACAACAAUGUUUGGAAUUAAUCAACAAUCCACUAGUUUAAUGCUCUCAAACAAGCAAGAAGAGAUCCAAUAUAACUUCGUAUAGAACAAAUCAUUCUAUCAUCAUUGAAUCAUUUUAUUUUAUAUCUUGAAGAUGUUCGGUACAACGUUCUCAAGAUAUAUGUUCUCCGGUAUUUCGCAGGAUGAGUUCGCUGGAUGGUACAUGGAGCUAUCCAUCACUGCUAGAUUGGUGGUUUACAUUACAUUUUUGGGUACAAUUAAUCCAUUAUAGUUAUAUAACGUAUGCUAAUGUAAAGCUAACUUGCUUUUUCUUAUUGUAAUUGUGUUCUUAGGGACUAUAAUGUUCCUUAUUUUUUUGAUACUGAAAUUCCUGAGCGAUUGUGACAUGGAAGAUGACAUGGAGACGUUACCAGUGGUGGCAGGAGAAGAAGUCACCGGUUGGACUCCGUUGGUCAACGAGACGUCGGAAGUAACGGGGAAAGGUGAUCUGGAAAGGGCGUCGUUCAGCUCGGCGGAUGAUGUGGACUACUCGACAUUGUGUGUCAUAUGUUUCGAGGAACGGAGAAACUGUUUCUUUGUACCGUGCGGUCACUCUGCCACUUGUCGCGGCUGUGCUGAGAAGAUUAUGUCGGAAGAAAACAAGGUGUGUCCGAUUUGCAGGAGGGUGAUACGCAAGGCUAAGAGAUUAGUUCUUAAGUGUUGAACGUUGUUGCUUUUACUAGCCACAUUUUGUCUCAUGAUCCCAAGCAAAGUUUGUAAUCAUCAUGUGUUUUUAAUCUUUCACUACAUUUACUUUGAAGAAAAAUCAACUAUGUUUGCAAUAGAAAGAAGGCUAUAGAUUUAAACCAUUUUAGAACAUUGUUCUUUCUUUGAGAUGAGAACAUAGUCGGAAGGCCACAUACAGUUUUGUAGUCCCAUUGAAAUCUUCGUAUUGCUUUAUUUGUUUUUUUAAUCAUAAAUGCAUUAUCCAGGUUGAAUUCAGAUAAUGACACAUUAACAACAUUGUGACAAACUACUAGAUUACAUGUCGUGUUAUGUUUUUUGCUCUAUAGAGCGAUUAACUUUAUAAACAUAUAUAUCUUCACUAAUUGCCAAGUAUGAACCAUAAAGAAAAUUUGAAAAGCCCUUUCUCAAAAACAAAAGAAAGAAAAAUUGAAAUAAAAUUAUAAUCCGCUCACAUGACACAACUAUGAGUAGGAAAACAUGAUUGCAAAUACACAAAUCUCCAUCAUCUCCUUUAAACCAUUAAUCUAAGCAACUGACACGAAUUACCAUUCUCGAAAUUACCUUUGCUGAUGCUAAGAGCCUUAUAGUCCUCUUCCUUGAAUAAUUCAUUUUGAUGGUUUUUUCUCCUGCUUGCUAAAUUUUAUAGCCUGAUUAAGAACCAAACUGUACGUUAUUGGAUGUAACAUUCAU
Brassica napus (rape) is the source of this 2332-nucleotide messenger RNA. RefSeq names its product E3 ubiquitin-protein ligase APD1-like. Lineage: Eukaryota; Viridiplantae; Streptophyta; Magnoliopsida; Brassicales; Brassicaceae. The transcript has a single exon. Bases 1257 to 1619 code for a protein of 120 amino acids. The record is from RefSeq and is a predicted model, not a curated record.